Molecule: messenger RNA, 1830 nt
Organism: Guillardia theta CCMP2712
Lineage: Eukaryota; Cryptophyceae; Pyrenomonadales; Geminigeraceae
Exons: 7
Coding region: 1-1830 (609 amino acids)
Source: RefSeq, a predicted model, not a curated record
AUGCUGGUGGCAAGGGGAAGGGAGAGGCUUCAUGCGUGGGACAAAAGUUUCAGCAAGGAGGAGGACAUGGUUGAAAUGGAAGGAGCGGACAAUGACAGGCAUGAGCGGCAGAACAUUCAUCAAGUCCCAGCGCAGAGAGUAGAAAUCAUCCUUCCCAAAAAUUCUGUAUGUCAGGGGACUCAGAAUGUGAAGGGACGAGGCUUCGAUGGAACUUGGUCAAGCACAAAUGAUGAGCAUGGGGGAAAUCAUUCGAGCGAAAAGAAUAUUGUUUCGGUUGGAGAAAGCUUGAAUUCUACAGCAGAACAAGGUGCCUCAUCUAUCAUACUCGAAAAGCAUGGUGUUUUCGCAUCUCCAGAGGAUCGCCGAGAACCAGAAAGGGAAAUGAGCGAAUCUGAAAAGAAAUGGAGAAGGAGGUGGGAAGAGAAAAUGAUUGAAAUGAGACAGAGGAUACGAAAGCGGGAAGAAUCACAUAGCUCUUCGUCCAGCAACUCUCAAUUGAAGAAGCAAGGAUCUUCCUUAGAGCAUGUCCCUAAUACGGACGCUCUUGCCUUGUCCCAUUUGCAGGAGUCAGCGAUUGUGGAUCACCUUCAAGGUUCGAGCUUUGAUGACGUGCAAAGCAUUUCCACGCAUGAAUCCAGCCGAGAGGAGCGAAACCUCUCCUGGUUGAUGCAGUGCAGAACUCCUGAGCGGAAGAAGCAGCAGGUACAGGCGUCGGAACAAGCACAUCUAUCAACCAUAGACAGCGAGGCUCGGGAGGACGAAGGGUCAGCAUCGAAGGCUCUCAAUGGAACUUCUCUCCAACACUCGCAUCACCACAUGGCGAAUGACUUUGUCUACGGGCACAACACGAUACUGAACGGCACUCCAGCUUCCAUGAAGCUCGAGCAUGAAAACUCAUCGAUGCAAAAACAGCUGCAAAGGGUUUCGUCUGCAUUAGAAGAAGAAGUGAAGAGAAGGGAAAAGGCAGAAAGAUCAGAAGAUAGUGUUUUACAAUCUUGGAAAUCUCACUGCAUUCAAAACGAGCGCCUCAAGAAGAACUAUGAUGAUACCAAGGAAAAAUUAGAACAGAUGCAAGCUGAACUGACCAACAUGAAACUUUCACUUGCUCAACAAUCCAAGGGGCGAAAGGAGUUUGAUGCAGCUGGACGGGAAUCGCGUGCAAGUCAAUUGAGUUCAAGACUGAUUGUAGAUGUCAAGACGUGGGCAGCGACUGACUCCUGCACUGCUCCUGUUUCAGUCCGCAAGGAGCUCGAGCGGACCAAGAGAUGGCUGGAGGAAUCCAAACUUCGUGAGAGGUUGGGCAACGAAAUGAUCGUCGACUUGAGGCACCAACUCCGAGACCUCCAGCUAGAUCAGAACUUGAAGGACGAGACCUACCAACUCCGAGACUUUCAGCUAGAUCAGAACUUGAAGGACAAGACCUACCAACUCCGAGACUUUCAGCUAGAUCAGAACUUGAAGGACAAGACCUCAGAGCUACAGGCGUACCUGAUGCCCAAUCAGACCUCGAGGUCAAGUUUGACCCGUGCGGAAAAGUCGCAGUCAACCUCCGAUUCCUCCAGCUCCGACGAUCCUGCCCACUGGGCCUCAAGCUCCCCUGGCAGGGAGUUUUCCAGAAGCCAUGACUCGUCGAGCCUGAACGGGCCUGCCAACGGUCGUCACGACCUGCCCGCAAUGACGCCGACACGAUCGUUGGAGAAGAACAAGGGGGCUGAACACGGGAAAGAGAGCUCCUCGUCGAAGCCCAAGAGCAAGCAUCGAGACCUUGAGAGUCUCCGCAAGGCGAGAAAAGAGUUUGAAGCCAUCGCCGCCAAGUACCUUCCACAAUAA